CCACCGCGGCAUCGAUCGUCGUUUUACUUUCAAGUUCACUGCCCUGAUUCUGCCAACCAUUCGCACCUUCCAUAGGAUUGCCAGCGCCAACACCGAACAGGCGCACUUCUUGUCGUAUGUCGUGGUCAAUGUUCUGAUGACCUGUUGCUUCUAAAUAGCAACCGAACGCAUUCGCACCUUAACCGAACCGGAAGCAUUUUUCACUUGUAUAUCGGAAUUUCGCUGUUUCCAAGGUACCGGGGUCAAACUACGAUGAAUGCACCAGGGCCCUAGGUUUGUUUAUUUUGCUGGCCUGGUUUUAGUCCAUCGACGACACGCCAAUCGAUAGGCGGUGAAAAAUUUUGCACUCCGCAGAGGAAUUCGCAGAACAGUUUUGUCUAAAGUUUUCGGUAGAUAUGGACAAAGAAAGUCGUUCUAAGCCGAUUUCAAUAGUUCCGAAGAAUGUCUUCGGUCUGCGAACGGACAUUUUAGGAAAUGUACAUUUCACCACAAAGCAAGAGAUAAUCUAUCCGGUGGCAGGGGUUCUGGCCAUCCACGACUUUGCCACUAACAAACAGAAGUUUUUAAGGUUUCCAGAAAACUACCAUCCGGAAAGGAUUGUUAUUUCUCCAGACCGGCGGUAUAUUGCCAUAACCGAAAAGAGUGCUGAUAAUAAAUCCCUGAUCAAUAUCUACGAUAUCGCAACGCUCAAGAAACGUAAGACCCUCCAACUACCGCCUGACUGCCCAAAUACCCAGAUUGGAAACAUUUGCUUUACGUUUGACUCUCGCGGGAUUGCGGUCCUUUCCGUUGAACCGGAUGCUUUUCUGUCCAUUUUCUCUUUCGAUAAGAAUGAAUCGCUCAUCAUCGGGCGGGCCUCCAAUUCCAGUCAGCAAGGACAGGCCAGCUUUCUGUCAUGCAAUCCAGGAGAUGCCACGAUUGUUGCCGUCGGUGGCUAUUACAUGCUGAAAAUCAUGAACAAAACCGACAAAGGAUUCGGACAGAUUGGAUCCAUUAAGGGGGAUAACUUGCUGGUAACGUCGAUCGCUUGGUUGACGGGGGAGGCUCUUGCCGCUGGAACGGCCGAGACGGAGCUAAUAUUUGUUGAAUCUGGGGAGCUCAAACUCAAAUUAAGAGCUGACGAAGUGGAGAAAAUUGAUCUCUCGGCGGAUACUGAUGGUGAACUGUCCUCUAGUCCAGAAAGCGAUUCAAGUGCCAAAAAGGAAUGCCAUGACGUUCUUUGCUUGACGCAAUUCAACACAGGAUUUCUCUAUUCGAUCCACAAUUCGGUUCACGUUUUCGAGAAAACUACUAACUAUGCCUUCAUAAAGAAAUCCAUCAUACGAAUCCCCAUCACACUCUACGAUCAACAAUCGUACAAGAUCAUCAAUGUGGCCGUGAACGCCGAACAGGACACGAUCGUGGUCGCCACAAAGCACUCUCAAAUCUACAUCGGAAUGCUGUUCGUGCCGGAAACUUUAAAGGUCAGUGAGCUGGUUUUUCGACAUCUAGGCGAACCGCUGCAUGUCAGCGGAAUUGUAGGGCUUUCUGUAUGCUCUUGGAAACCUAUUCUCAUGACUGCUUCUAAGGAUCUGACUAUACGACUCUGGAACUACCAAAGCAUGAAAGUGGAACUGGUCAAAAAGUUUCAGAUUGAAAUUGGUGUAAUCGCACUGCAUCCAUCUGGCUUCUUUGCCGCCGUUGGAUUCAUCGAUCUGCUGCGGUUGAUGCAAAUUCAGUUAGACGAUCUGAAGGUUACCAAAGCCUUCAACUACCCGAAUUGCACUCAGCUGAAGUUCUCCAACCAGGGUCAUCUGUUGGCGGCGGCGCACGAGAAGAUCAUCAGUUUGAUCUGUAUCUUCACGUUCGAGGUUGUGCAGACACUCAAAGGCCACAACGGAACGAUAUUGAGUUUAUCGUGGUCUAGUGAUGAUCUUUUCUUGGCGUCUGGCGGUAACGAUGGAGCGAUUUACAAGUGGAACGUUGUGACCGGCGAGCGAAUGGAAGAAAUCGUUCAAAAGGGAAUUCACUAUCGAUCGUUAUCGUUAACGAACGAUUCCGUCUCCGUGUUUGCCAUUACGAACACAGGACUGAUAAGAGAGAUGUGCAAGUCGGAUAUUAAUCGUGAAUUCAAAAUCCCAGAACUAACACCACUAACGGACAUUGCGCUAUCUAGAUCGGAUCUGAUCAUGUUCGUUGGAACGGAGAAAGGUCAUUUGUACAAUGUGGAUAGCAGUAACGGAAACUGUAGUAACUUCCGGUUCUUUAAUACAAAGAUCACGAAAAUUUGCUUAACUUACAAUGAUUGUACGCUGGUGACGGCGGCUGAGGAUGGAACGCUAAUAAUUUGGACGAUCUUGAACAGUGAAGGCAAAACUGCGCCACAUGCUCCGGAGCUGGGACUAUGUUCUGAUAUAUUGAUCGCAAGACAAGACUUGGUUGAUAAAAAUGAUUUGAUUUCUACGUUGGAAAUGCGAAUUCAACAGCAAAUAAUGGAGUUUCAGUACAAGAUGAAGCAAGGUGACGUAUUUCAUUCCGAGCAGAUGAGGGACAUUCAUCGAGACUACUGUGCUGCGAUCGAAGAGUUGAAGAAAAAGAAUGAAGAAAUGGAAAUGUCUCACUUGGAGGAGUUUAACUUGAUGACGGCAAGUAUUGCACAAGCCAAGGAAGAUCAUCAGAAAGAGAUGAUGGAUUUCGAGGCGCAGUUUCACGAAAAGAUCAUUAUGGAAUAUGAUAAACUGAGCGAAAUGAAACAACGGAUGGACCAAAUGCGGGAGGACUACGAAAUUAAGCUCCGACGGUCGGCUGGAUGCUUGCAGGAUACGAUCGAAUCACUUGAGGCUGAUCAGAAGAAGCAACUGGUGGACAAACAGGAAAUUAUCGACGGACUUUUAAAGGAUAUGGAACGGAAACGUUUGGAGUUUAACGAAUACUGCAAACAGGUUGACGUUGACAAUGAUCGUAAUAAAGUCGAGCUACAGCUGAACUACGAAAAGAAGCUUCAAGAAGAGGAAGAAAAUUGCAUGAAAUGGCGUGGCGAAGCUGGCGUUCUGAAGAAAAAGUUCUCUACCCUUAGCCGAGAGACAGAAAACUAUCGUAAGGACAUAGAAACUUUGCAGUACCAACAUGGCAAGUUUCAGCAAGCGAUCAAACAACAUCAGCGAGAUAUAGAGGAUCUGAAAAAAGAUCUCUCAGAACGAGAGGCGAUCAUAAAAGAAAAGGAGCGGAAGCUGCACGAAAUGGUCAAAAAGACAGGCGAAUUAGAGAAAUAUAAACAGGUGCAAACGUACAAAAUCAACGAACUAAAAAGCCAAAUCGAACCGAAAGAAAGAGAAAUCAAAGAAAAAAAGGAAGUCAUUGGCGAAAUGGAGAAGAAACUGGAAGAAUUGCAGUUAAACAAUAAACAAUUAGCUCUUCAACUACAAGAACUUCGGGACAAAUACUACGGUGCCGAUCUAGAGCUUCGCAAGGAGCGUAACAAAUUUCGAGGUGCCAAAAACCAGUAUCAACAAGUUUGUAGAGAAAUUUAUAACGUCGCCGGACUGAUACAAAAACCCGAUGAGUUGAAGCGAGGAAUCACCGAUCUGUGCCAUCGGCAUUCGGACGACAAAGAGCUGCAGAAAUCGCUAGCCUCAAACGAAGACGUUCAGAAUGAGUUUCUCCGGCAGAGGGAACAUCUGGAAAAGUUAACCAAGAACGCAAAACUGAAGAGUGGACAAACGAAGGAUACGGGCGAGUCAAUCAAACUCAUGAAAGAAAACAUGGAACUACUGGCGGAGUUGAACAAGUUGAGGGAGCUACUGAAUGAGAAGCAACGCGCCUGUACGAGAAUGGAAGCGUUGCUGGGAUUGUCCAGUAAAACUAUAUCGCCUCGCCAGGCAAAACUGAAGUUGGAGAAAGCUGUUGCGGACAAGGAUGAACUGGAGAAUAAACAUCGAGAACAAGUAACGAAAUUACAGGAAGUCAUCAAAUCACUUUCGAACGAAAAUCAAAAUUUGCGCUCGGAAAUUGUGGGCUUAAACAAGAAAAAUCGUUGAUAAACACUUAACUAAACUAAUUAAUAAAACGUUUUAUGCAACUGUU
Molecule: messenger RNA, 4062 nt
Organism: Armigeres subalbatus
Lineage: Eukaryota; Metazoa; Arthropoda; Insecta; Diptera; Culicidae
Product: cilia- and flagella-associated protein 57-like
Exons: 8
Coding region: 396-4016 (1206 amino acids)
Molecular function (GO): protein binding
Source: RefSeq, a predicted model, not a curated record